AUGGACCCCCUUCAAGCUAUGACAACAAAAAGGCCGGGACUUCAUAUACAAGACAACUCUGGUUCUCCAGCUGUUUCCAAGGAACCAACAACCCUCGUCGCAACUUAUCCCAUAGCCUCACAGAGCACUCUGAACAUUGAGAGCAACAACAACGACAGUACUGUUGAACUUCAAGCUAGCGAUGCGGCAAGUGAUCAAACACAACAGCCAUGGAUCUCAUAUUCCAGUGAAUUGGGGAUGGUGGGCUGUUUUGCCCUUAUGGCUAUGAUGGUUUCACUGGACGCCGUGAUAUUGGUCCCAGUUCUACCUGAUAUUUCCGAGAUAUACCAUGUCAAACCAGCCAAAGGCGCUAUUUGGCCCAUUACAGUCUACUUCCUGGCAAAUGCGGCAUUUCAACGGGGUUAUGUUGCUAUGACGAGUAUAUUCGGCCGUCGAUAUCUGCUCAUGGGAGGUAUAUCUACCUUCAGUAUCGGCUUGAUACUUCUCUCCGCGGCACCGUCGCUCUUCCCAGUGCUCCUUAUUGGGCGUGGCGUCCAAGGAGCUGGAGCUGCAUCGAUGGUAUCAAUUCCACACUUAAUACUGAAAGAUAUGAUCUCCGAUAAACGCAGACCAUUCUACAACUGCAUCAUACUUUCCAGCAGCGCAAUAGGUGUGAGCGUGGGACUGGUUCUAGCAGGCGUCUUCUUGAAAAAGCCAGCUGAUUGGAAAUGGGUCUUCUACGUCUCAGCUCCUUUCUGCUUUCUGCUAUUAAUUUCCACCCCAUUUGCCGUUAAACCUGUUGGCGAGCGACUGGACUCAAAGAUAAGGAUAAUGAAGGUCGACUGGACGGGCAUAUCGAUGUUCGCUGGUAGCAUGGCCUCGCUGCUUCUUGGACUUACGUGGGCAUCAAGUCUCCAAAGGGAGUUGAAGUGGGAAGUACUUUUGGCGCUUGUUGCUGGGGCUGUUGGAAUGAUAGCUACGGUCCUGUAUGAGAGAUCAGGUGCAUCAAGACCUUUUCUGCCCCUUCAUAUUCUCAGGAUCUCUCCUGUCACGUAUUUCUGUGUCUUUAUCCAGAGUAUUGUGAUGGCUGUACAAAUCAUCUAUAUCCCGGUUUACUUGCGAAGAGUACAUGGUUUAUCUCCUACUUUGGCCGGGGCUAUCCUUAUUCCUAUGGUUUCAACUCUCUUCGUGUCCACUUCUCUGGCAAGUCUAAUACCUGCAAAGCUAUGCCACUUUUGCUGGAUACUUUGGCUUGGUUGGGCUUUGAAUAUCAUAUCAUCUGCUAUUUUCACUACUUUCGACACCAGUACAAAACGCGGAGUCUGUGCUCUUGUUACCCUUGUCACUGGUCUGGCCCACGGAUUGACAAUAUCUGCUACCCAUAGAGCAUUCCGAGAAAUGUCAAACUCUACAACUGCUCGAGAUGCAUCUCUGAUUGCUGUUUUUAUUCGAACAUCUGGAUUUUGUCUUGCCAUUGCCGGUGCUGAGUCAGGGUUUCGUACUAGAUUGGCGAUUCAUAACUUUCAUUCGACGAUACCGCGAAUAUAUGCCUUGAGCUUUGACGACUUGAUGCGUAUUCUGACAGCUUUGGCUGGGUUUGGGGGCUUGCUAUCUUUGUUUGUGGGAUGGAAGAAGAGGAGAGGAUGA
Messenger RNA from Talaromyces atroroseus, 1626 nucleotides. RefSeq lists its product as hypothetical. The record is from RefSeq and is a predicted model, not a curated record. Gene Ontology annotation, biological process: transmembrane transport. The transcript has 3 exons. Gene Ontology annotation, molecular function: transmembrane transporter activity. NCBI's taxonomy places the organism in Eukaryota, Fungi, Ascomycota, Eurotiomycetes, Eurotiales, Trichocomaceae. The coding region runs from base 1 to 1626 and encodes 541 amino acids.